Molecule: messenger RNA, 2018 nt
Organism: Chiloscyllium plagiosum (whitespotted bambooshark)
Lineage: Eukaryota; Metazoa; Chordata; Chondrichthyes; Orectolobiformes; Hemiscylliidae
Source: RefSeq, a predicted model, not a curated record
GCCUGUUAAGAAUCGAGUUGUGGACCUUUAAAGGGGUUCAAGUGAAAGUGUUCCAGUGUUUUUUUUUAAAAACACACACAUACAAAUGCUUUUCUUUAGUUACCAGGUUUGCACGGUCCAUUUCCGGAAAUUGGCAGCAAUAACCUGUUUGGCAAAUUGAGAGAGGCUCCAGUUUUUCAAUAUAGUUUGGACUGGAAAUAUUAAACAAGUCUACACUGACUUCUGACUCUAACCAGUAACAGCGGCGUGCUCACUGGGCUGUGUGCUGUUUGCUGGGCUGGAGCACCAACUUGAUGAUGUACAGAAAGAGAGGGAUCCCGGCUGAUGUUUGGUCUGUAGAAGGAGUGGAUCCCAACACGGUAGGGGAUACCCAGGACACCAAGUCAAAUCCAAGUGGACGCUUUACUCACCAUGAGACUUAUGAAAAGGCUCGUGAGCUCUUCCAGUUGUGUGACAAAGAGGAGAAGGGCUUCAUCACCAAGCGGGACAUGCAGAUCUGUCCCUUGCUUCAUUUACAGAGAUUGCAGAAUGAGUUACCUCUGACCCCGGAGCAAUUAGAAGAUGUCUUUGAUAGCCUGGACCAGAGUAACAAUGGCUAUUUAACGCCCUUGGAAUUCAGCAUGGGAUUUGGACAAUUCAUAGGUAUCGAGGUAUUGCCAGCAACACAAAGUCGGGAAAGCUCAAAGCUUGAGGAAACGUUUGAAUCUGGCUGGUCUGAUGACCUGGAUAUCAUAGACGAUGAGGAAGAGAAGCGGUUUUGUUUCUUGAUGCAGCAACUUGGUGCUUCACAGAUCUUUGAGGAUCAAAGUGAAGUGAGAGAGUUGUGGACCAGAUUGCGGAGGGACAAACCUGAGCUGCUAGCUAACUUUGAACAGUUUUUGUCUAAAGUUUCAACACAUGUCCAGGAGGUGCAAAAUGACAAGAUAACCAUGGAACAGGCAUUGAAACGGAAGGAGUGUGACCAUGAUCGAGAGGUUCGAUGCUUGUACGAGGAAAUGGAGCAGCAGAUUAAGCGGGAGAAAGAACAGCUGUUGAAUCAGCAGGAUGUGUGGAAGCACAGUGACCGAAACCAUCAGCUACAGAGGGAACUCAGCAGUAAGGAGCAGGACCUAGAAAAUAUCAUUCAAAAGCAGAAGAAGUUGGAACUACAACUUGAGGAGUAUAACUAUGAACACACAGAGACUAGGAUUCAGAAUGAAAGAUUGAGGCGGCUGAAUGAGGAUCUGCAGGACCAGCUGGAUAGGACGAAGAAAGACUUAGAGACUACACGAUUUAACCUUCAGGUCCUUCAAGAUGAGGCCCGCUAUGAACAUCAGCAAACAGCCAGGGAUAUCCUGAAGGUGUCAAAGAACAUGCAAAAGGAAAGAGAGAGUCUACUGAGACAACUAGAACUUCUCAGGGAGAUGAACAAGAAACUCCGAGAUGAAAGGGAUGCCUAUGAAGCCAAGAAGCUGACUUCUCCCAGCAAAAAGCCUCUGUUGAAGAGAGGUUCAGUGAUAGGGAAUUACCUGGUGGAAGACAAACCAGUCAAACGACAGCUUGUUGCUGCAGAUCAAUCUCCCGUCUCCACCGAGGAUGUGACUUUGGAGCCCAGCAAGAAGAACUGUCGAUAUUUCUCCAAGGAGACCGGCAUAGGAGAUUCUGGUGAUGAAGACCUGCUUAGUCCAACGUUGACAGAACACCACAGCCCUCUAGAGGAAACUGCAGACUGCAGGGUAGGUGGACUACCUAUGCACACCUCAGAAGAGGAAGAAUUUGAUGAGGCCCCACUUUCACCCAGAGGCCAGCCUAUUGGCAUAGAAACAGUGGAUGAUGACAGCCAGAGACCAGGCAUUGGUUUAGCCGCAGGUAGCAGAGAGCUGCAUGGUGUCCGGAUUAAGCACUUCAUCUACAUGCACAGGAGCAGGAUUGCUGUGGGCACUGGGAACCUGAGAUACAAGCUGCAGGACUACAACAACAGCCUCUGGAAUGUUUGUGUCUGGUUGUCUUUAUGGGCAGGGCAAGGGGAGCUGGCAUGA